Messenger RNA from Triplophysa rosa, 1293 nucleotides. Its product is annotated as LIM zinc-binding domain-containing Nebulette-like. Gene Ontology annotation, molecular function: actin filament binding. Gene Ontology annotation, cellular component: focal adhesion. The coding region runs from base 423 to 917 and encodes 164 amino acids. The record is from RefSeq and is a predicted model, not a curated record. The transcript has 5 exons. NCBI's taxonomy places the organism in Eukaryota, Metazoa, Chordata, Actinopteri, Cypriniformes, Nemacheilidae.
AGCUUCAGCGAGCCUUUGAUGUUCUUACAUAACUAACUGCUCUCUUUCUCUGAAAAGCGCUGUUCACACACACACGGAUGUGUCUUAAACUCUAUCGAGCUGCAGAUCUAGACAUUAUUUUAGGGAAUCGCGCUCGUGGGAUUCUACGAUGCCUUUUAGAAUAAACUGUCUUUAAAUUCAUUAAAAUGUUGACUAGGUAGUUCUCUAGGUUUCCUGUUCACAUGACAGAUUAUUUAGUAUUGAGUGAGCAUUGAGCAAAUACCCCCCCCCCCCACACACACUUAUUAGCACUUAUAUUGCUCUUGAUACGUUGAGAGACAGACGCUGAGUGAAGAGCUCCACACUUCUCAUCUGAGCUCAUAUGUGAUGUGUGAAGAUUAAAGUUUUAUUGUUGUGAGAAGCUCAAAACUGCAGCACUGAAGAUGAAUCCUCCGUGCGCGCGCUGUGGAAAAAUCGUUUAUCCGACAGAAAAAAUCAACUGUCUCGAUAAGAACUGGCACAAGGGCUGUUUUCACUGUGAAGUGUGUAAGAUGACUCUCAACAUGAAGAACUAUAAAGGCUACGAGAAGAAACCGUACUGCAGUGCUCACUAUCCGAAGACAUCGUUCACCAUGGUGACGGACACACCUGAGAAUCUUCGACUGAAACAGCAGAGUGAGUUACAGAGUCAGGUGAGAUAUAAGCGAGACUUUGAGGAGAGUAAGGGACGUGGAUUCAGUAUCGUCACAGACACACCUGAACUACAGAGACUCAAACAAACACAAGAACACAUCAGCAACUGGGGAGUCCAGCGGAGACGAUCCUGUGAGUUUAUAAAGAGACGAGUGCUGAUGAUGUUACUGUGGGCAUUUAUGUUUAUAUUUAUCAUUAUAAAUGAAGAUAAACGGAUCUGUAAUAAAUCAAUGAACAGAACAUGAGCGACUGAAAGUGUUUUCUGACACACAUAUUCCCAUCUGACUUAUGUUGUAUUUUAAUUAAUUGUUUAAAACUGCUCAGGUGUUUUCUUUGUAUUUUGUGUUGAGAAAGCUUUCGUGUUGUUGAGUGAUUGUGAAGCAGCCAUAUGGCGUCUCUGGCAAACUCACAGACGAAACAACUCACAGAACACAUGAAGUCUCUUGUGUGUGUAAUUGUGUGAUGUUAUCGACAGUUACUGAGACGAGACGUGUGUAAGACUUCAGAGACGUUUCAUUAAACUGUGUUUAAUGUUUUAUAUGAAACUAUAACAGCAUUCUUUCACACUGUGUGUGUGUGUGUGUGUGUGUGUGUGCGUGCGUGCGUGCGUGCGUGCGUGCG